Periophthalmus magnuspinnatus is the source of this 1005-nucleotide messenger RNA. Its product is annotated as GTPase IMAP family member 7-like. Lineage: Eukaryota; Metazoa; Chordata; Actinopteri; Gobiiformes; Gobiidae. The transcript is spliced from 4 exons. Gene Ontology annotation, molecular function: GTP binding. The record is from RefSeq and is a predicted model, not a curated record. The coding region runs from base 1 to 1005 and encodes 334 amino acids.
AUGAGCGAGGACAGGGAUCUGGAGGAGCCAAACUCGCUGAGAAUCGUCCUGCUGGGGAAACACGGCAGUGGGAAAAGCAGCCUGGGAGAAAAGAUUUUCAGAGUGAGCUACAGGAGCGACUCAAAGAUCCGAAGCGUUCAGACUCACUCCAGGACCUUGAAAGAGCGCAAAGUGACGUUGAUCGACACUCCAGGGGUCGUGGGAACCCAGGGCGUGGGGUGGGAGCGCGCGGAGCUGGAGGGACACUGUGAAUGGCUGAGCUGCCUGGUCCAGUGCGCUCCGGGGCCUCACGCGCUGCUGCUGGUGAUGCCCAUGUUCCGAUUCACCAUUGUAAUUUUCACUCAUGGAGACCAGCUCCCGGAGAACACAGACAUCUUGGAGUUUGUGGAGGAGAACACUGAGCUGGCCAAGCUGGUGCAGGCCUGCGGGGGGCGCUGUCACGUGGUCGACAACAAGUACUGGACCAAAGAUCAGCAAAAGGAAGACCCACAGCGGAGCAAUGAGUUUCAGGUGGAAGCGAUCCUGAAUACUGUGGAGAAAAUGGUUGAUGAAAACCAGAAGUAUUUAAGCAAUGAUGCUUUGGAACAAGUAGAGCAUGAUAUUCAGACAGAGCAGAGCCGCAUUCACACUGACAGCGGCUUGAGCCUGGAGGAGAGCAGAGAGCAGGCCAAAAACUCUCUCCUCGAUAGAUACAUAGACCAAGCAACAAGAUGCCCGCCUUAUGCCAAAUAUGCUGCAGUUAUGACUGGAGUAGCAGGUGUGGCACUGGUAGCUAUAUUGGUGCUACCAAAAGUGAUGAAGUUUUUUGCAGAGAAGCCCCCACUGCCCCUUCCCCUCCCCCUGCCCAUGGUGCCCAUAGAGCCCCCUGCUCUGCCAGAUCUCCCCCCUGCACCUGAAAUGAUCCAAGAGGUUGUCCAAGAGGUUGUCCCAACCGUGAUAUCCGAGUUUCUGAAGUCCAUUCUGACACCACCAGAGGACUACGAUCCAUUUGACCAAUUCAACUAG